Messenger RNA from Notolabrus celidotus (New Zealand spotty), 932 nucleotides. Its product is annotated as insulin. Gene Ontology annotation, molecular function: hormone activity. NCBI's taxonomy places the organism in Eukaryota, Metazoa, Chordata, Actinopteri, Labriformes, Labridae. The transcript is spliced from 4 exons. The record is from RefSeq and is a predicted model, not a curated record. Gene Ontology annotation, cellular component: extracellular region. Bases 381 to 731 code for a protein of 116 amino acids.
GGAGUGUAAUCACAACAUAAAGUCAUUUUUUUUGGAUGUCAGAGGUAAAGGGUUGGUCAAACAGAUAACGGACUAUCAAGAGGACAAAUUCCACUUUGACAACUGUAAAGUAACGUUUAUUUUGUCACCAAAUUUAGAUUUUUUUGAGUGUUAAACCCUAAUUUUUAAGGAAGUAAAUCAGCCAGUGAUGGAGGCGGUCAGUCAGAAGUAAGGUACACGCAGAGGUGGGCUUGUCCAGGUGGUGCGGAUGGAGUAUAAAUAAAGAGGAGGACUUCUAUUCUGCCUCAAACCAUCCAGCUCCCUCUUCAUCGCAGUCACCUCCACCUCCUCCUCAUCCAUCUCCAUCUCCAUCUCCUGCGACAGCCCAACUCUCCUCCAUCAUGGCAGCUCUGUGGCUUCAGUCCGUGUCUCUGCUGGUUUUACUGAUCGUGUCAUGGCCAAACACUGAGGCCGCCGCCCCCCCUCAACACCUGUGCGGCUCUCACCUGGUGGACGCCCUUUACCUGGUCUGUGGGGACCGAGGCUUCUUCUACACCCCUAAGAGAGACGUUGAUUCUCUAAUGGGUUUCCUUCCUCCCAAAGCGGGCGCAGCAACCACAGUGGGCAGCGAGAACGAGGUGGCAGAGUUUGCCUUCAAGGACCAGAUGGAGAUGAUGGUGAAGCGCGGCAUCGUGGAGCAGUGCUGCCACACACCCUGCAACCUGUUUGACCUGCAAAACUACUGCAACUAAAAGCUCAUGGCUACGCUUAGCCUAGGAUAGCUUAGCUUCUAGGCUAGCUUAGCUUCUAGGCUAGCAUAGCCUAACCCACCUCCCGCCCUCACUUCAGUAGAGGCAGUGCUGUCCUCUCUCUGGAAUCCAUCUGUUGUCAAAUGAAGAAAUGGAUGAAAUUAUUUUUUCCUAAAAAAUAAAGUUUUGUGAAUUGAAAGAAAA